AUGCUCAUAGAGGAUGUGGAUGCCCUUAAGUCCUGGCUGGCCAAGUUACUGGAGCCGAUAUGUGAUGCUGACCCUUCAGCCUUAGCCAACUAUGUUGUAGCACUGGUCAAGAAGGACAAACCUGAGAAAGAAUUGAAAGCCUUUUGUGCCGAUCAACUUGACGUAUUUUUACAAAAAGAAACUUCAGGUUUUGUGGAUAAGCUAUUUGAAAGUCUCUAUACUAAGAACUACCUUCCUCCUUUGGAACCAGUUAAGCCUGAGCCAAAACCACCAGUCCAAGAAAAAGAAGAAAUUAAAGAAGAGGUAUUUCAGGAGCCAGCAGAGGAAGAACGAGAUGGCAGAAAAAAGAAAUACCCUAGUCCCCAGAAGACUCGUUCAGAAUCUAGUGAACGAAGGACACGAGAGAAGAAAAGAGAAGAUGGCAAGUGGAGAGACUACGACCGGUACUAUGAGCGGAAUGAACUGUACCGUGAGAAGUAUGACUGGAGAAGAGGCAGGAGUAAGAGCCGGAGUAAGAGCCGAGGCCUGAGUCGAAGUCGGAGUCGAAGCCGGGGGCGCAGCAAAGACCGGGAUCCAAAUAGGAGUGUUGAACAUAGGGAAAGAUCAAAGUUUAAGAGUGAAAGGAAUGACUUGGAGAGCUCCUAUGUGCCUGUGUCUGCACCAGCUCCGAACUCUUCUGAGCAGUAUUCCUCGGGGGCACAGUCUAUUCCCAGCACUGUUACUGUGAUUGCACCUGCACACCACUCUGAAAACACAACGGAGAGUUGGUCUAAUUACUAUAAUAAUCAUAACUCUUCCAAUUCUUUUGGUCGAAACCCACCACCAAAGAGGCGAUGCAGAGAUUAUGAUGAAAGAGGAUUUUGUGUACUUGGUGACCUUUGUCAAUUUGACCAUGGAAAUGAUCCCCUGGUUGUUGAUGAAGUUGCUCUGCCAAGCAUGAUUCCUUUCCCUCCACCUCCUCCUGGGCUUCCUCCUCCACCACCUCCUGGAAUGUUAAUGCCUCCAAUGCCAGGCCCUGGCCCAGGCCCUGGUCCAGGCCCAGGCCCAGGCCCAGGCCCUGGCCACAGCAUGAGACUUCCUGUUCCCCAAGGACAUGGCCAGCCUCCACCUUCUGUUGUGCUUCCCAUACCAAGACCACCCAUAACACAAUCAAGCUUGAUCAACAGCCGAGACCAGCCUGGGACAAGUGCAGUGCCCAAUCUUGCACCAGUGGGAGCAAGACUACCUCCUCCUUUACCCCAGAACCUCCUUUAUACAGUGUCAGAACAUACCUAUGAACCUGAUGGUUAUAAUCCAGAAGCUCCUAGUAUUACCAGUUCUGGUAGAUCUCAAUAUAGACAGUUUUUUUCAAGAACACAGACACAGCGCCCAAACCUGAUUGGCCUAACAUCUGGAGAUAUGGAUGCAAAUCCAAGAGCUGCUAACAUCGUCAUCCAGACUGAACCACCGGUUCCUGUUUCAAUUAAUAGUAACAUAACCCGAGUAGUUCUUGAACCUGAUAGCCGGAAAAGAGCUAUGAGUGGUUUGGAAGGGCCACUUACAAAGAAACCUUGGUUGGGAAAACAAGGGAAUAACAAUCAGAGUAAACCAGGAUUCUUGAGAAAGAAUCAGUAUACAAACACCAAAUUAGAAGUCAAGAAAAUCCCUCAGGAAUUGAACAACAUUACCAAGCUCAAUGAACACUUCAGCAAAUUUGGAACUAUUGUUAAUAUCCAGGUUGCUUUUAAGGGAGAUCCAGAAGCAGCCCUCAUUCAAUAUCUUACUAAUGAAGAGGCCAGAAAAGCCAUUUCUAGCACUGAAGCAGUUCUAAACAACCGGUUCAUUCGAGUCCUGUGGCACAGGGAAAAUAAUGAGCAACCAGCACUACAGUCUCCAACGCAGCUGCUCCUGCAGCAGCAGCAAACGCUUAGUCACCUGUCACAGCAGCACCAUCACCUGCCGCAACACCUCCACCAGCAGCAGGUGCUGGUGGCCCAGUCUCCUCCCUCGUCCGUACAUGGGGGGAUUCAGAAGAUGAUGAGCAAACCGCAGACAUCAGGGGCAUAUGUUCUUAAUAAGGUUCCUGUGAAACAUCGUCUUGGACAUGCCAGUGGUAACCAGAGUGAUGCAGCACACUUGUUGAAUCAGUCAGGUGGUGCUGGAGAUGAUUGCCAGAUAUUUUCAACUCCAGGCCAUCCAAAAAUGAUUUAUAGCUCAAACUUAAAGACACCUUCAAAACUUUGUUCAGGAUCAAAAUCUCAUGAUGUCCAAGAAGUUCUUAAAAAGAAACAGGAAGCAAUGAAGCUACAACAAGAUAUGAGGAAAAAGAGGCAAGAAAUGUUAGAAAAACAAAUAGAAUGCCAAAAGAUGUUAAUAUCCAAGCUAGAAAAAAACAAAAACAUGAAACCAGAAGAGAGAGCAAAUAUAAUGAAGACUUUGAAAGAGCUUGGAGAAAAGAUCUCACAAUUGAAAGAUGAGUUAAAAACAUCUUCUGCAGUCUCCACACCAUCUAAAAUAAAGACAAAAACAGAGGCCCAAAAAGAACUAUUAGAUACUGAACUGGACCUUCACAAGAGGCUAUCCUCAGGAGAAGACACAACAGAGUUACGGAAAAAACUCAAUCAGUUACAGGUUGAGGCUGCACGAUUAGGUAUUUUACCUGUGGGUCGAGGAAAGACCAUGUCCUCUCAAGGUCGAGGGAGAGGCCGAGGCCGUGGAGGGAGAGGAAGGGGUUCACUAAAUCACAUGGUGGUGGACCACCGCCCCAAAGCACUCACAGUUGGGGGCUUCAUGGAAGAGGAGAAAGAUGACUUACUUCAGCAUUUUUCACCUGCAAACCAAGGGUCGAAAUUCAAAGACCGUCGGCUACAGAUAUCAUGGCACAAGGCCAAGGUGCCUUCUGUAUCCACUGAGACUGAAGAAGAAGAAGUCAAGGAGGAGGAAACAGAAACCUCAGAUUUGUUUUUGCAUGAUGACGACGAUGAAGACGAAGAUGAAUAUGAGUCUCGUUCAUGGCGAAGAUGA
Molecule: messenger RNA, 3003 nt
Organism: Rangifer tarandus platyrhynchus (Svalbard reindeer)
Lineage: Eukaryota; Metazoa; Chordata; Mammalia; Artiodactyla; Cervidae
Source: the annotation of a GenBank genome assembly